Messenger RNA from Volvox carteri f. nagariensis, 582 nucleotides. RefSeq lists its product as uncharacterized. The transcript is spliced from 5 exons. NCBI's taxonomy places the organism in Eukaryota, Viridiplantae, Chlorophyta, Chlorophyceae, Chlamydomonadales, Volvocaceae. The coding region runs from base 38 to 475 and encodes 145 amino acids. The record is from RefSeq and is a predicted model, not a curated record.
CAGGCCAGGAAGGCGCUUUGUAUUAACACGUGCUUCAAUGGUGGAGCAAUCCAAUACCAAUGGAAACGGACAUGCGGCAACCGUCGAUGGUCCGCGCAACGUCCUGGGGGGCCCGCUACAGUGCUGCUGUACUUCACCCCGCACUGGCUAUUACAGGGACGGGUUUUGCCGUACAGAUGAAAGUGACGUUGGUCGCCACGUCAUCUGCGCACAGGUGACGCAGGAAUUUCUGGAAUUCACGCGAUCUCGAGGAAACGACCUUAUGACUCCGGCACCGUGGUACAAUUUCCCAGGGCUUAAAGCCGGGGACAAGUGGUGCCUCUGUGCCAUACGGUGGCGGGAGGCGCUUGAGGUGGGGAAGGCUCCUUCCGUGUUCCUUCGAUGCACCAACAUCAAGGCCCUCGAGUACGUCACGCUGGAGGAUUUAAAGCGCCACGCCGCGGACCUGGAAGAUAGCAACCUCGCUGGCAACUGACUUGCGAAGAACCUCAGUGGUGUUUUAAUAUUCGCGAAGACCGAUUAAAGGCUUAACUGGCAGCACGAAGAUUCAUAAUUUAUUGGAUAUGAAUAUUCACACCGUCU